CGCCUCGCCCGCCGCCGCGAUGUCGGACAAGGAGUUCAUGUGGGCCCUCAAGAACGGGGACCUGGAUGAGGUGAAGGACUACGUGGCCAAGGGUGAAGAUGUCAACCGGACAUUGGAAGGUGGGAGGAAACCCCUUCACUAUGCAGCAGAUUGUGGACAGCUUGAGAUUCUGGAAUUUCUGCUAUUAAAAGGAGCUGAUAUCAAUGCUCCGGAUAAACAUAAUAUCACACCACUCCUAUCUGCAGUCUAUGAGGGCCAUGUUUCCUGUGUGAAAUUGCUCCUCUCAAAGGGUGCUGAUAAGAGUGUGAAAGGGCCAGAUGGACUAACUGCCUUUGAAGCCACUGACAACCAGGCAAUCAAAGCUCUUCUUCAGUGAUGGAUGGACUGAUAUCUCUAAUGUCUCUCCUGUGGCCUCACACUGCUGCCUGUCUGUCACUCUUUGUAUCUUCCAGCUUCUUCAGCUAAAUCCUUUGGGGGGAGGGAGGGGAAGUAAUGUUUAUAAUUUGGACUAGUUAGCCUCUAUCCAAACAAAUCAGAAUGUUUGGACAGAGUAGAAACCUAUGUAAUCAGUGUUCCUCUAAUUUUUUUUCUGAUGCACAAUCUUAUUUCUCCAUUUCUAGUAGAACUGAACUUUAUGGAGGGGGAGAAAAAAAAUAUGAUCUUUAACAUUUUGUUAUAAACCUCCUGGGUUCUAAGGUUGCUGUUGUUAAAGAACCAUUGAGAUGAAAAUACGGUUUGUGUUCUGAAAUCCUAAUGGAAAAGGAGACAGUAGUCCAAUACUAUUAGUGUCUCCUGCCAUGAUAUAGCUUUGUAGUAAUCAAGGCAGUUGGGUUGCUUGUAUCUUUUGAAGGGUAGCUUCAUCCCUCUGCCUUAAUAUGUUGCAGUACUGAAGUUUUCUGAUACUAGUUAAUGGAACAGUCUUCAUGUUGACUAAUUGAAAGUCGCAGUGAGGUUUUUUUGUUUGUUUUUUUUUUAUUGAUUCUUGAUUUUUUAACCAGGAAAGACCAGUUCAGGUCAGGCCUUGUUAAACUCCAAAAGGUCUGCCAAGAUAAACUUGGAGUUUUCUCUCCUGUUCGUGUCUUCUAGUCCAGACCAGAUUUGUUAAAUUUGUAAUAUGUGAAGAUUUUGGAUGUAUUUGAGAAUGUCACUUGUAGUUUAAUCCUUUUUAAGAUGUCAGAUGGAAUUCUGUUGUUCACCAUGUUAACAUAAAAAUUAUAUAGAGAGAGGCACCUGGUGAGAACGUCAGGCCCAUCUGGUACUCGGAGAUAAUUUCUCUGCUACUUAAUGAUUCAGACUUAGAUUGCUGCUGGUAUUAUUUAAGUAUUGUCAGCAGAAGUAAAUAUCAAUAUUUCUAAACUUUUUCUACUAAAGUUUCAAAAAAAGACACGUUGCGUAUGAAAAACUUUCUAAGUGUAACAGUAGGAAAAGGCAGACUUAAAAGCAAAUUUAUAUUGAAACCUGUAACUACGCCAUAGAACAGUUUGGUUUUUUUUUUAAUUAACAUGAAGUUUGCUCAGAUUCUUCAUCACUUGUUGACUGAAAGGACAGUUUUUUAAUUUCAUUCUUUCCUCAAGGGAAGGUUCUUCUGAAAGCUCCUACUUGCAUCCCUAUGCCUUUAGGAUGCUGCAAGUAUAUACAGUUUUCAGAUGACACUUACUGUACUCGUAAAUAUUAUAGCACUAGGACUUUAAGUCACAUUGGGGAGGAUUUUAAAAUUGUGACCAAGGAAUUCUUAAUGUUCCUCUUGGGAACAUCAGAAAUUUUGAUUUUUCACUUUUGAAUUGGCACUAGACAUGCCAACUCGCCCAAAGAAUGCAGAAUGGGUUUUCUAACAAGAAAAUCAAUCCAUCAAAUGUAUAUUGACACCAUAAUCUGUUUACUCUUGGGAUACCGGUAUGUGCAGUUUUCUAGUGUUCUGGUAAUAAAAAAAUGUAUAAUGUGUUUUGUUUCAUGCAGAAUGUAUAAACAAAGCAAGAAAAUAUCUGAAGUUGAACAGUUCUCACCUAACUUUCAAUAUUGUGCUUUGGUGAUUGAUUGAUGCCACCCACAUAAAUAUAUACUGAGUUGUUUUCAGUUAUAACCAUGAUGAUGAUACUGAAUGUACCUCAGUUACAAACAGCUACAUUUAAAUUGUAAAAUGAGAAUUAUAGGUUGAUACACAUACAGCAUCCUUCAAAGGAUUAAAACAAUCACGAAUACAAUCUUUUUGUCCAAUAAAGAACUGUACUGUGCAAUUAUUGAUGCUUUUCAGUUAUGGUUAGCAAGAAAGAAUGGGGAGAUUGGAAAUCAGUGGUUAAAAAUUGUAAUCAGUCAAUGAGCAGCUGAUAAGGAGAAGCACAUUUGGUUAAUGGUUUUACAAGUCUUUAAAUAAAGAGAACUUUGUAAUCCUCUGUCCCUAGUCAAUGCUGGACUGUCAAGUCAUUGCAAUAGUGUAAUUUGUGAGUAUGUUUGUUUGAAUUUAAGCUACCACAAGUAUUGAAUUCUGUUGAAAUUAACCAGUCUCUCUUUUAUGCUAUUAAAUAGAUAUUGAAAUGCUAGUCGAGAUACUUUGAUUUUUUUCUCAUGUUGAAAACUUCAGUUUUCAAGUUGUUUGUAGUGAUUCAGUUUCAGUAAGUUAUCUGGUGAUCAUACACAUCUUACUGUCAUCUUUUUUUUUUUUCCUCUCUACUUUUCCCCCCUCUUCUCCGUGUAGUAUUGGGCAGUUUGAAUCUUUAUAUUGAUUGUGGUGAUGUAGUGGAGGCUAUUUUGCCUUCUGUUUCAACAGUAACAUAAGUACAUUUUGUUUUUCUAAAUCUAUUUCACUUGAGGAGAAAAAUGCAAAACGGACAUUAACAAGAUAAGUAUUUAAUUUGGCUAUUGUAUGAAUCCAGUCUGCCUUGCUAGAAUAUAUAAAGGAUGGUGUUUAAUAUUUUUUUUACUAAAAAAUUGUUUGCUGCUUUGCACUACAUAUGGUUGUUACUUUUUUCCCCUUUGUCUGGAAUUUUAAGAGAACUAAACAUUUUAAUCUUUCUAUUUUGAAAAUUUUGUAUUUAAAAGCUGAAUUUAUUCAUUCAACUUCUCUUAAAUUAGGAAGAAAAAAUAGGCAACUACCUACAUUUGUGACUAACCAUUAAAUGAGCUAAAUUAUCAAAUGGUAAACGUUUAUACAAGGUCACUAGAGUAAUCAAACACAAUCUCUUCCUGUUCUUACAGUUUUAUCUUUUUCCCUUUCAAAUGAGGUCAGAAGAGUUUUAAAAUUUUGGAGUUCUUAUCCCUUGCCAGUCUUCCUCAUUUGAAGAAAAAUGCUUGAACCUUAAAUGGAGCACUCUUUCCCCCUUUUAAUGCCACAUUCAAUGCAUUAAUUCAUCAGUAGAAGAGGCUGGUAAGAGUGGAGUGUCCUAGCUCAAGCAAUUGCAGUGUUGCAUGCAGAAUUGCAAAAUGAACUGUCUUAAUUAUAUUUUGUAAAUGGAGAAACAAUCAUAUCUUUCUACGCAGUGAUGGAAGAAAUUAGUGCUUUGUGCAUUUUGAUAUUUGACUUCCUCUUUUCACCAGUGUAACUACUUUGACAUAGUUGUGUUUAUCAUUAUCAUGGUUCAUAGACAUCAGAAUGCUAAACAAUAUUGUAUUUUUAAGUUUGUGUUGUAAGAACGAAUGGAAUAAACUUGAAUUGUAUGACAGA
This is a messenger RNA of Gavialis gangeticus (Gharial), 3658 nucleotides long. It is a transcript of the gene MTPN, whose product is annotated as myotrophin. Lineage: Eukaryota; Metazoa; Chordata; Crocodylia; Gavialidae. Gene Ontology annotation, molecular function: protein binding. The record is from RefSeq and is a predicted model, not a curated record. Gene Ontology annotation, biological process: regulation of barbed-end actin filament capping. The transcript is spliced from 5 exons. The coding region runs from base 20 to 376 and encodes 118 amino acids. Gene Ontology annotation, cellular component: nucleus; cytoplasm.